Messenger RNA from Cynara cardunculus var. scolymus (artichoke), 1097 nucleotides. RefSeq names its product phosducin-like protein 3. Lineage: Eukaryota; Viridiplantae; Streptophyta; Magnoliopsida; Asterales; Asteraceae. Gene Ontology annotation, biological process: protein folding. The transcript is spliced from 5 exons. The record is from RefSeq and is a predicted model, not a curated record. The coding region runs from base 198 to 953 and encodes 251 amino acids. Gene Ontology annotation, cellular component: cytoplasm.
GGAAAACGAGUACCCAUUUUUUCACGACAGGGUUUAUACGAAAUAGAGUWGGUGAGGGCGACAUCGAGUUUCAGAUCCACGGAAUUGAAGGCUUUUGCUUUAAAAAGGGUUAAUAUGAUAAUCAUUUUUCAUUGGGACUUAUCCUGAAGAUUGAAGAAGAAAUAUCAAGAGGCAACUAUUGAAAGAGGUUAACAGUAAUGGCGGACUAUCACUUUGUAUACAAAGAUGUUGAAGGAGCAUCAACACAAUGGGAUGAUAUUCAAAGAAAGCUCGGAAAUUUGCCUCCCAAACCUCCAGCCUUCAAACCCGAUCCUUUUGCUCCUGCUGAAGACGAAGAUUCGAAACCUAAAAACAAAACUUGGAUCGAUAACAAGACUGAAGAGGAACUCGAAGAUCUAGAAGAUGAUCUGGAUGACGAUCGAUUCCUAGAAGAAUACAGGAGAAAGAGGUUAGUAGAGAUGAAGCAAAUGGURAAAAUUGCAAAGUUUGGUUCAGUCGUACCAAUAUCUGGAUCAGAUUUUGUGCGUGAGGUAUCACAAGCUCCAACAGAUGUGUGGGUGGUUGUUAUUUUAUACAAAGACGGGUACCCUGAAUGUGGAUUACUGAUGCAAUGUCUGGAAGAACUUGCAACAAUGUAUCCGGCGACAAAAUUUGUUAAAAUUAUAUCGACCGACUGCAUUCCUAAUUAUCCAGAUUGUAAUCUUCCCACUUUGUUGGUUUACAAUAAUGGUGCUGUGAAGGCAAAUUAYGUAGGUUUACAUACUUUUGGUCGUAGAUGCACUCCAGAAGGUGUUGCUCUGAUUCUGUGCCAGUCGGAUCCGGUUCUUAACGAUGGUCAGAGUGAAGGUGAGGCUUCUAGAGAAGCUGUUCUUGAAGGAGUUAGAAAAAGAUUUAUAGAGAAGGUAAUAACACAUCAUGAAAAYGAUGAUGAUGAUGGGUCUUCAAGUGAGUAGUAUAGGUUUCUUUGGUUGGUAUACAUGAUCUGAGUUUUGUUUCCUUAUCAUCAAGUUUGGCUUUCUAUAUGCUGUUCUGCAACUGCUCUUCAAACUCCUUUUUCUUUUGUAAUCUUUUCAGUUGUAAUUUGUAUUUUUAAAUUA